AUGGUAAAAAUCCUUCUUGUUGAAGACAAUGAAAUGAACCGUGAUAUGCUCUCUAGACGCCUUAUUCGCAAAGGACAUGAAAUUUUAACCACAAUUGACGGUGAAGAGGGUGUCCGUAUGACAGAAGAGGUAAAGCCAGACCUGGUUUUGAUGGAUGUGAGCCUUCCUAUCAUUGACGGUCUCGAGGCAACACGACGCAUCAGAAAUCAUGCCAAUGAUGAUAUCGCAAAGACACCUGUCAUUGCUUUAACCGCACACGCCAUGGAAGAAGAUCGAAAAAAAGCUUUAGAUGCAGGGUGCAAUGACUUUGACACAAAACCCGUAGAUUUGCCCCGCCUUCUCGACAAAAUUCAAGGACUCUUGGCGUAA
This is a messenger RNA of Stylophora pistillata, 369 nucleotides long. RefSeq names its product polar-differentiation response regulator DivK-like. Lineage: Eukaryota; Metazoa; Cnidaria; Anthozoa; Scleractinia; Pocilloporidae. The record is from RefSeq and is a predicted model, not a curated record.